AUGGUGCCUAGAUGUGCUCUUAAAGUUGAUCUCAUGAAAGCUUAUGAUUCUGUUCGCUGGGAUUUACUCCUUGCGGUUCUAAGGGUGCUUGGUUUUCCGGAGGGGGUUGUUGAGUGGAUAACUGAGUGUAUCACUUCCACUCAAUUUUCAAUUUCAAUUAAUGGCGAGUUGCAUAGUUUCUUUGCUGGUGGGAGAGGUUUGAGACGAGGAGAUCCUUUGUCGCAUUAUUUGUUUGUCUUGGCAAUGGAGGUCUUUUCGGGAUUAAUGGGUUUGAUGGUUGCUGAGCAGGAUUUCAAAUACCAUUGGAGAUGUGAGAAGGAAAAGAUCACCGACUUGUGUUUUGCUGAUGAUCUUAUGGAUUGCCUUAAUCGAUUUAAAGCUCUAUCUGGACUUAUUCCUAAUCCAGAUAAGAGUAAUCUAUUUGCUAGCGGUAUUUCUUCAUAUCUUAAGGAUCAGUUGCUUGAUAUUUUUGGGUAUAAGGAGGGCGUGUUAUUGGUACAUUAUCUUGGUGUCCCACUCAUCUCUACUAAUUUGCGAGUUUUGGAUUGUAAGGUGUUGGUGGAUCGAAUUAUAACUAGAGCGAAGAGUUGGACUUGCCGAGCGCUGUUACAGCUUAUUAACUGUGAUCAAACAAUGGAAGAUACUCUACGAGCCUUCUUGUGGAAGGGUUGUGCCCUCAGCACCGAUAGGACUAAAGUGGCAUGGGCAAAAAUCUGUAUGCCUAAGGAUGAGGGUGGUUUGGGUCUACGGAGCAUGGAGAUUUGGAAUAAAAGCACCUUUGGUCCCUUUGUACGAAUUCAGCCUCCUCUCCGUGGGUUUCAUGGGCACAAUGCUACUUACUUAGAGGCAGGAGCAUUUGGGAAUUGA
Olea europaea var. sylvestris is the source of this 867-nucleotide messenger RNA. RefSeq lists its product as uncharacterized. The coding region runs from base 1 to 867 and encodes 288 amino acids. The record is from RefSeq and is a predicted model, not a curated record. The transcript has 3 exons. Lineage: Eukaryota; Viridiplantae; Streptophyta; Magnoliopsida; Lamiales; Oleaceae.